AGCUCCGUUUGAACCAGAGUCCCGCCGCAGAGAGUGUCAGGUUUCCUUUAGCAGUGAAGCUAAGCUAGUCCUCCAUCAUUAUUAUCAUCAGCGGAGAGUUCUGGCAAACUGACCCGCUCCUGGUUCACACGUCAGCGGGCUUUUAUGGACCAAUACCGCUGUGUUUACACGGUUAUUGUGUCCGACGUUUCGGCUCGAUUUGUACUUGUUUCUUUCUGGAUACUAAAGUAAAAGUGAGGCGCUGAUCAUGGCAGACGGAGCGGACAGCGGUCCAGUCAACACCGCGAAGAGGAAACAAGCAGCGGGCAGGAAGAGCCGGCAGAGCCUGCACCGGAGGACCAGCAGCCGGGUGAGUCUGGAGAAAGUUUUGGGUAUCAGCACGGCCAGCAGCAGCAGUUUGACCUCUGACCCCAAAUCUGGGCUCGUCGCCUACCCUGCAGGGUGUGUCAUCGUGCUACUUCAUCCGAAGACAAACAAACAGAGUCACAUCAUUAACACGUCCAGAAAACCCUUCAGUGCUCUGGCCUUCUCCCAUGAUGGAAAACACCUGGUCACUGGUGAGAGCGGUCACAUGCCCUGUGUGCGGGUGUGGGAGGUGGACGGAGGUCAGGUCGCCGAGGUUCAGUCUCAUAAAUACGGAGUUUCCUGCGUGGCGUUCUCCACCAACAGCUGCUACAUCGUCUCUGUGGGAUACCAACAUGACAUGACUGUCAGUGUGUGGGACUGGAGGAAAGGGUCGAUCAUUGCCUCCAACAAAGUGUCCAGCAGAGUGUUGGCCGUCUCUUUCUCUCAGGACAACAGCUACUUCGUCACUGCAGGAAACAGACACGUCAAGUUCUGGUACCUGGACGCCUCGAAAGAACGACGGGUGAACAGCACGGUGCCUCUGAUUGGUCGGUCAGGGUUGCUAGGCGACCAUAAGAACAGCGUUUUCAGCGGGGUGGCGUGUGGGCGUGGCCUCAUGACGUCCAGCACCUACUGCAUCACCUGCUCCGGUCUGCUGUGUCUGUUCAACAGCAGCCGGCAGCUGGAGGCCUGGGUCAACCUCAAGACGUCGUCAGCGAGCUGUCUGGCGCUCAGCGAGGACUUUAUCUUCUGUGGUUGUGCUGAUGGGGCCAUCAGAGUGUUCAGUCCAUCCAACCUGCAGUACAUCAGCACUCUGCAGCGCCCGCACCGCCUGGGAGUCGACCUCACCCAGAGCGUACAGCACGGUCCAGGUGCUCAGUACCCCGACACGUUGGCCGUGACCUUUGACCCUGCCGCCAGACACCUGACCUGCGUGUACAACGACCACAGUGUGUAUGUGUGGGACGUUAAAGAUGUGAGGAACGUGGGGAAGCUGUACUCUGCUCUGUACCACAGCAGCUGUGUGUGGAGCAUCGAAGUGUAUCCGGAGCUGUCCGAUGCGUCUCAGGCCUGUCUGCCUCCGUCCUCCUUCCUCACCUGCUCAUCUGAUAACACUGUCAGACUGUGGAACACCAACCCCCCCACCGCACACAGAAACCUCUACAGCAACGACCUGCUGAGGAUUCUGUACGUGGGGGAGAACACGCAGCACCUGCAGGCCGAGGGGGAGAGGGGGGAGGCAGCAGGGGCUGAUGGGAAGGCUGGCAUCAGAGUGCUGGCUAUCAGUCCUGAUGGACAACACCUGGCAGCUGGAGACCGCUGUGGAAACCUGCGAGUCUUUGCUCUGGAGUUUCUGGACGAGCUGGUGAAGAUCGAGGCUCAUGACUCGGAGGUGUUGUGUCUGGAGUUCUCCCCGACCUCCACAGGUGUGAAGCUGUUGGCGUCGGCCAGCAGGGAUCGACUGAUCCACGUCUUCAACCUGGAGAAGAACUACAGCCUGGAGCAGACUCUGAGCGACCACUCGGCCUCCAUCACUGCCGUCAAGUUCACCGGUGAGAGUCCAGAGGUCCGCAUGGUGAGCUGCGGAGCCGACAAAAGCAUCUACUUCCAGACAGCCGAGCAGACGGCCGGGGGUCCGUUGUUCUCCAGGAGUCACCACGUGGUGGAGAAGACGACGCUGUACGACAUGGACCUGGACUCCUCCAGGACACACGUCGUCAUCGCCUGUCAGGACCGUAACGUCAGGGUGUACAACGUGGAAACUGGGAAGCUGAAAAAGUGUUUGAAAGGCUCGUCCAGCGAUGAAGGAGCGCUGCUGAAGGUUCAGAUGGAUCCGUCGGGGUCGUUCUUCGCCACCAGCUGCUCCGAUAAAAACAUCACCGUCUUUGACUACGAGUCAGGAGAGUGUGUAGCCACCCUGUUCGGACACUCCGAGAUCAUCACCUGUAUGAGGUUCAGUCAGGACUGCAGACACCUGAUCACUGUGUCCGGAGACAGUUGUGUGUUUGUGUGGAGGCUGGACUCUCAGAUGACCAGCACCAUGAAGAAGAGGCGGGGCCUCGAACUGACCGCUGCCCCUGAAGCCUGCAGGCAGCUAAACAUCAGGAGGGAGACCUUCAUCACCGGACCCUCUCAGCUGCCUUACAUGGAGGAAGAGGAGGAGGAGGAGGAAGAGGAGGACCGCGGGACUGCAGCCAGACUGGACUGUGCUCAUGGUGCGCAGCUGCUUCAGACCAACGGGAAACUUCCCCUGUGGCUCAGAAAACUGCAGGGUCAGGGCGGGGCCUCGUCUGCCGUCCAAUCAGCCGCUGAGCCCCGUCAGGUGCGGAGUCGGUGGGCAGAGCAGCUGGACCCUCUCACCAUCUGUUCCAACUUCUCCCCGAGUCCCACCCAGAGUCCGGAGGAGGGGGGGGGGAGAGAGGAGGAGGAGGAGGAGGAGGAGGGAGACUUCCACCCUCAGAGUCUGGAGAGUCUGCUGGAGGGGGAGGAGGAGACUCCAGGUGAGAGGCGCAGCUACCUCCUCGACACCAACAUCACUGAUGUGGAGUUUGAUGUGGAGGGUGUGACUCGCCUGUCUCCCACCCAGCUGGAGGUCAAAGGUCAAAGGGCGGAGCCAGUGUGGAGCACGCAGCUGAGUCCGGACUCCGCCUGCUACGAAGGCUCCGCAGGUCUGGAGCAGCAGGAUGCCGACACAGACUCUCUCAGUCAGGGAAGCUCUGUGGGCAGUUUAGUUCUGGACGACGACGAGGACAGUAACUCCCUGAAGAACCACUUUGACACUCUGGCUUCCAGUCUGCCCGACGAGAAGUUCGACACAGACCUGAGGACUCUGCAGCCUCUGGAGGAAAUACACUUCCUGAACCCUCGACUCAGCAUCUCCACCCGCUUCCUGUCUCGGUUCCAGGACAGAAUCGGGGCGUUGCCGGGCCGACCUCCUGUCGCAAUCCCGACCAGAAUCUCAGAGGAGAGCAACGUCAGCAACACAUCGGUGAACUCUGAGACGAGCAGCGAGGUCGCCUCAACUGAAGCGACUCAGAAAGAAAACGGCAGCGUCCUUCGGCGUAGAGCUUCCUGUAUGAUUUCACAUCAGCCCCUUCGCCACAAAGCACGACGACGACACACUGUGGUGGUCGUCCAAUGCAGAGAAAGGCUGCGAGACAUCACCUCCAGGACUCACAACACCAGCGUGGGGUCUGCAGUCCAGCAGGGGGCACCUCGGCUCGGAUACCUGGGAACCACAGCCAGCUCUAGGGCCAAAAAUAGCCAAGAAGCCUCCUCCGCCCAGGAGGAUGAGGAGAACCUGUCGUCCUCCUCAGACCUCCAGCCUGCUGCCCCCCUGCUGUCUGCUGGUCUGGACCUUUACAGCACCAAACUGGACCCCGAUCAGGACCAGACCAGCAGUGUCGCGCUGUCGUCUCUGAAGUCUCAGCAUCACGUACCUGCAGCGGCGAGCCCGCCGGUGUUGGCCACGCCCCCCGGGGGUGGAGUCGGGAGGUGGAGCGUCAGCAGCGACAAGGAGACACCGACGAAUAAAACCCUCAUCCUCAGCCCCGCACUCUCCAUCACCCCCACCGCCUCUGACGCCAUUAGGCAGGAGGCGGUGCCAGGUGAGACCAGGACCCAGACUGAUCCAGAAUCCUCGAAUCCGUCGUUCUCCUAUGAGCCGCCCGCCUCUUCCUCCUCUCCUCUACCCCCUCAGACAGGCGAUGCCGAAGAGUCGCUCAGCCUGCAGCGGUGUCAGCAGGUCGCCAACGAGCUGAGACAGACGGCGAGACGAGCCGUGCUCCUCUACCAGCAGCUCGGCGUGUCGGGAGGGGGUGCAGAGCGGCGUCUUCAGAUGUCGUCUGUCCUGCAGGGUGCAUUUGAUGUCGUUCACUCCGAGCUGCAGGCGGUGCUGCGGGGAGGGGACGGGCGGGGUGCGCUGGAGGACGAGGGGACGAUGUCUCUACUGGAGAAAUACUCCGAGCUGCUGGUCCAGAUGACCCGGAACAAACUGAACCGGGUCUGAACCAGGACCCGAUCGUACGGAGGCUGAAAGAGGACAAAAUUCACUUCGACAUCAGUAUUAAAUCUAACGCACCUUGUUUGUUUUUAUGGAAGCAAAAUGUUUUUUGUGUUUUAAAUCACGACGUUUGUACAUAAAGUGUAGUUUGAUAUGUUUCUUAAUAAUAAAUGCUCAAAGUGUCA
Molecule: messenger RNA, 4533 nt
Organism: Cottoperca gobio
Lineage: Eukaryota; Metazoa; Chordata; Actinopteri; Perciformes; Bovichtidae
Gene: wdr62
Product: WD repeat domain 62
Exons: 34
Coding region: 248-4354 (1368 amino acids)
Biological process (GO): centriole replication
Cellular component (GO): mitotic spindle
Molecular function (GO): protein binding
Source: RefSeq, a predicted model, not a curated record